Phalaenopsis equestris is the source of this 969-nucleotide messenger RNA. RefSeq lists its product as uncharacterized. The record is from RefSeq and is a predicted model, not a curated record. The annotation marks the transcript as partial. NCBI's taxonomy places the organism in Eukaryota, Viridiplantae, Streptophyta, Magnoliopsida, Asparagales, Orchidaceae. The transcript has 6 exons.
AUGGGCUUCAAGGGGCCUGCUUUCACAUGGAAAAGGGGAGCCAUUUGGGAGAGGCUUGAUAGAAUGUUGGGAAAUGAUGCAUGGUUUAACCAAUUCCUCCUCACCUUUGUUACUCAUCUUAGUCUUGCUGGCUCAGAUCAUAGGCCUAUGCUUAUCAACAUUACUUCUACUGAUAAUCAUACCUCCUCCCCCCCUUUUAGAUAUCUCAACAUGUGGACUGCACACCCUUCUUACAACAAGUACAUUGCUGAUUUAUGGAAAGGAGAGGCAGAAAAUGAAGUCAAAAAAUUGGAGCAUGAGGAACAGAUUAGCAAUGUGAAGGAAAAGGAAUUGUUGAUUGCUCAGAACAACCUUCUUUGUGCCAUUAAAUAUCAGGAAAAAUUCCUUAAACAUAAGGCUUGGCUACAUGAUAAUGCUGAUAUAGCCAAUGAUGCCAUAAGUUAUUAUAAAGACUUGCUAAAUCAGGAACAUCACUUCAGACCCCCUAUUGAGAAGACACAUUUCCUUGCUGAACUGAACUACACUACUAGCCUCAAGCUCUCAGAUAUCCUCAAUGAAAAGGAAAUUUGGAAUGCAAUCAGCUCAAUAGACAACAACAAAUCUGCUGGCCCUGAUGGCUUCACUGCUGGAUUUUACAAAAAUUCCUGGGAGAUUAUAAAGGCUGAUGUUAUUGCUGCAGUAACAAGCUUCUUUCAAGGCAAUAAUCUUCCAAAGUAUUUUUGUGCUUCCACCACUGGUUUUCAUGGCUCCCUGCUUUGGCUUGCUGGUAGGCUGGUGGUGGAGGAUGGUUUCUUCUUCUCUGCUGGAAGUUUGUCUUCUUUGCUGAAGUGGUUGAUGUGGAAGUGCUUCUCUACUACUUGGGUUACUGUUCCAUUGGGUUGUUGGGUUGGUUCUUCUGGUAGACAAAUUGUUGAUAAUGUUCUACUUACUCAGGAGCUCUUUCUUGAUAAUGACAAGCCUUGCAGGGGG